AUGGGAGGAAAUUCUUCCGGAGAAUCUUGUUCAAUCAUUAUUGAUUCGAAAAAAUCCAAGUCACAAACAACUAUUGAAAAUCUACCAACGUUGGCCAUUGAAUUUAUUCUAAGUCAAUUAACCUAUUAUCAAUUAUUACAAAUUCGACUUGUAUCUCGUCAUUGGUAUUCUUUAAUUCAAGAAUAUCUGUCACGAGCGGAUCGUAAUUUUUUCAUUAAUCUAACCAAUUAUCGUGUGCAAUGGGUUGCCGUAAAAGAACAAGUCAAAUAUUGUAAUCAACAUCAAUCGCAGAAAUCAACAGCAGCCAAUGCCGAAUUCAAAUACGAAUUGAAUCUAAAUUCAUCGAAAAAAUUACGAACAAUUCCACGAAUGUCACCAAGACUUCAUCAUCUGGCUUGUUAUGUUGACAAUUACAUGUAUGUUUAUGGUGGAUGUGUAUCAUUGACCACUACGUAUAAUGAUCUUUGGCGUUUCGAUACGACAAGCAAACAUUGGUCACGAAUUGUUGCCGAAGGAACUUUGCCACUACCACGUUUGUUUGGCUCAUUAUCUCUAUACAAUUGUCAUGAAAAUAAUGGUAACGGUGUCCAAAUCCGUAAACAAUAUCUCGUACUGUUUGGUGGAAUUGUUUUCAACGAUAAACUACAGCCACCAACAUUUGAUGAUCGUGAUCGUCUUCUCAAAACAAUACAUUUAUUCGAUAUUCAAUCAAAUCGAUGGACACUAAUCCAGAUUAACGGUUCGAUCGAAUUGAAAUCCUGUCAUCACACGGCAACAAUUGUUGGUGAUGAACUAAUCAUUGCUUGUAAUGGCCAUAGCUUCGUUAAUGAGCGCCCUAUCGAUGGUAGCGAUGCAGCAGCCUCCUUAUUUGUAUUCGAUUUACGAAAACAUUGUUGGCGUUGUCAACGUACAGUAGGACCUAUGCCAACAGCAUUAUUAUUCAAUUCUGCACGUGUCAUUCCACCAAUGGCCACACCGGCAAUGAUAUUACAAUCAGCUAAAGAAUUAUUCUGUAGUCGUACACGUGCCAUACCAAAUUCAUUCAUAAUGGAUGAUCAUCAUAUAUUGUAUAUAAGUCAUGUAUCAAAUUAUUCACAACAAGCAUCACCUUCUGCAUCCCUAUUAAAACGUACUGGCCGUUGUCAACAAUGGCCAAAUUGUCUGGAAUGUCGACAAAUGGCCGAUGACGCUAAUGACGCUGAUGAUGAUAAUGAUAAUAAUGGUAGCAGUGGUCACCAUAAUAAUAAUGAUAAUAAUCAAACACCAUGGCAAUGGCAACCCAUUGAUUUAUCAAAUGUUGAACCUGAUCUCAAAUGUGGCAAUAUCUGUAUCAUUAACAAUCGUUUAUUGGCUUAUUUAUCGGUGAAAAAUCGAUAUUUUUAUGAAUCAAAAUCAACAAAACAUGCCAUGUUCAGUCAACCACCAGCACCACCCAUAAUAUCGCAACCAGCCAAUGCAAUGAAUAAUAAUACUUUGAUUACAACAUCAACAUCGAAUCCAGUACAUCCAGUGGAUAAACGUUCAAUUUUACAUGAACGUCGUAUUGAAAAAUUGGAUUAUUAUAAACGUUAUUAUGAAGAUCGAAUCUAUCGUAAUAACGCAGCCAACCGUUUGAAUAAUGAGAAUCAACGACAAUAUUCACCAAUAACAAUGAAUCGCAAUUAUAAUGUAACACAAAAAAUUACAUUACAAUUACAUCUACUAGACAUUACAGAGGUGAUUAGUCACCGAAGAAUACGAAAACUUCGUCCCAUACGUUCAAUGGAUUAUACAGUGGCACCAAAUGCAUUCAAUUAUUAUUCAUUAGUGGCAACACCUGAAUCACUGAUACUAUUCGGUGGUUAUUUUGUCGAUGAAAUGUAUAAAGAUAUACAGAAUAGACUAUUCUUACUUGUAUCGAAACCAGAAACAAGUAUCGAUUAACCAUACAAAAAGAAAAUUUAUUAUUUGCAUCAUCAUCAUCAUCAUUAUCAUUAAUUUGUCUUUUAAUCAAAAUAGUAAUGGU
This is a messenger RNA of Dermatophagoides farinae (American house dust mite), 2005 nucleotides long. RefSeq names its product F-box protein 42 (gene Fbxo42). Lineage: Eukaryota; Metazoa; Arthropoda; Arachnida; Sarcoptiformes; Pyroglyphidae. Gene Ontology annotation, cellular component: SCF ubiquitin ligase complex. Gene Ontology annotation, molecular function: protein binding; ubiquitin-like ligase-substrate adaptor activity. The record is from RefSeq and is a predicted model, not a curated record.